CUGCAUUGGUUAUUAUUAUCAUCUGACUGACAUAACGGUAGGCCACCCUACGCAUAGCUGGAAACUGGAAAAACCAUCACUGUGUCUGUUCGCCACACACAGACACCCGUUUCGAAACGUUACAGUUACAUAGGCCUACUAUCACGAGUGGUGACUACGUUUUCCGUCGACGUUGAUGUCGCUUCUUCCUCGGUAGACAGUCGUUAUUUUUAUUAUAUUGAAUCGAGAGCUCAUCGGGAAGACAAAAUGGCAGAGAUGGGGAUGGGGAAGGGGGUUACUGCGGGGAAACUUGCCAGUAACGUGCAGAAAAAAUUAACACGGGCCCAAGAGAAGGUAAUGCAGAAGCUGGGUAAAGCAGAUGAAACCAGAGAUGUUGCAUUUGAGGAGGGAGUGAUCAACUUCAACAAACAAUAUACAGAGGGAUCCAAACUGCAAAAAGACCUCAGAGCAUACCUGACUGCAGUACAAACGAUGCACGAAUCCUCCAAGAACCUUCAGGAGUGUUUGUCUGACAUGUACGAGCCGGAGUGGUACGGCAAAGAUGACGUGGACUCCAUCGUUGAGGACACAGAUGUUCUGUGGACCGACUUCCAUCAGAAGCUGGUGGACAAUGCUUUGAUAUCUAUGGACACGUAUCUUGGACAGUUCCCUGAUAUUAAGUCUCGUAUUGCUAAGCGUGACAGGAAGCUUGUGGACUACGACAGCGCCAGACACAACCACUCUUCUACCAAUAAGGGGAAGAAAGGAAAGGACGGGGGCAGCAAGAUCACCAAGCCAGCAUCUCUGUUGGAAAGGGCCACACCAGUUUGGGCUCAGGGCAUCCUGUCAGCCCACAACAUUGCUCAGAGUAACCUCUCCAGGAACCAGGCGGAGGACGAGUUGGAGAGAGCUCAGAAGGUGUUUGAGGAGAUUAAUGAAGAUCUGCAGGAGGAACUACCCUCACUAUGGAACAGUCGUGUUGGCUUCUACGUUAGCACCUUCCAGAGUAUGGCUGGCUUUGAGGAGAAGUUCCACAAGGAGAUGGGGAAGCUCGACCAGAAUCUGUACGAUAUUCUUGUCAAACUGGAGAAACAGGACAUGUCUGGUGAGCUCCCCAGAGGAGCAGAUCCAGCCAAUCACACUCUGAGUCCAGGCGGACCACCACCCAUCCCUAAGUCCCCCUCCAAGCUGAAACCGGCGAUGCCGCCGCGGCCUGAAUCCACCCCCUGUCGGGACAUGAAACCAGAAAACAUCAUUAACCUGUUUGAUGCUGCUGCUGCUCCGAACAUCAGUGUUACGUCCCCAACACAGUUUGACAGCCCUGCAGGGUCCAACCUGUUGGACAUGGACCUGUCCACCCUGGCUGCACCAAGUCAUGGUGGCACAGCCGUGUCCUCAGCCUCUCAGGCAGUAUCAUGGGACACAUGGGAGCCUGAGGAAACUCCUGCUCCACCAGAGGAGCCCCAGGGCUGGGGGGAUGACGGUACCCUGCCGGUGCGUGCUGCUGGCUGGGAUGAUGACGGUACCUUGCCGGUGCGUGCUGCUGGCUGGGAUGAUGACGGUAUAGCUGCUGCCACGGCAGGCUGGGAUGACGAUGGCUCUCUGCCUGUGAAGGUGGAUGACUCCUGGGGGGAUGAUGGUGAUGCUGAUGCUACAUCCGUAGCCCCAGCCACUGCUUCCGCUGCUGUGGCCGAUUCUGAGGCCGCUGGCUGGGAUGAUGAGGAGGAGGGGGUGCCCCAGGCUGACACACUUACGGCACCUGCAGCCCCUACACCUGCAGCCGCAGCACCAGAAGAGACACCUGCUGUGGCAGCAGCAGCAACCAACGGAGAUUCAGAGGCCAUAGAGAUGCCUCCAGGAUUCGUCUUCAAAGUGACCACCAUGCAUGACUAUGCCGCUAAUGACUCAGACGAGCUGGAGAUGAAGGCUGGAGACAUAGUGCUGGUUGUCGCCUUCGACAACCCCGAAGAACAGGACGAGGGCUGGCUGAUGGGGAUGAAGCAGGAAGACUGGAUCCAGAAUAAACAGAGCGCGCUCAAAGGGGUGUUCCCCGAGAACUUCACCUCCAGGCUGUGAAGGAGGAGACGCCAUAUUUUUUCUCCUCUGAGUUCUCUCUCGUCCACAAGAUCCUCUAUUCUCUUCCCUCUCUCUCUCUGCCAGAAUCCUCCUCUCCUCUCCUCUCCUCUCCUCUCCUCUCCUCUCCUCUCUUCUCUUCUCUUCUCCUCUCCUCCAGAUUCUUCUUUUCUCUGUCUCUCUCUGUCUCUGACCCAAUUCCCUGUGCCAUACUCCCUUCCCUUUCCUAACCUCUGGGUUUGUGCCAGCGUGAUACUGUAGGUAUCGGCAUGAGAAACAGCACUGCAUCGUCAGCUGUCUGUUCUGUCACCAUGUCUAGCAUGGUUUACAUGCUCUUGCUGGUUAGAAGUACAUAUUUUAUGGGGGGGGGGGGGGGGUACUGAGGCUAUAGGGUCAGAUUGUGGCAUAUCAGUUGACUUGCACUUGUUUUAAAUCGCCAUAAAACAGAAACAUGUUUCAGUAUACGUACAUACUUUCAGGAGGUGUAUUACAAAGGAGUUUAUCUAGUGUUCUUUAUCAUCUUUUUUCAACACAAUCAGACAGAAAAGACAUUGACGAUGACCCUUAGGACUUUACAGAGGGCGUAACCUCUCAGAGAAACUCCUCUAGUGGCAUGACACAAUUAUACCAGCCCUAAGAGACCUUAGACCUUUUUUGAUAUGACUCGUUGGCUUUCUCCUCAACCCCUUCACCCACUAAAGUAUGUUUGUGUCAAGGUUGCCAGGUUUUGUGAUGAUUCCGGGUUGCCAGGUGUUGUGAUGAUUCCGGGUUACCAGGUGUUGUGAUGAUUCCGGGUUACCAGGUGUUGUGACGAUUUCGGGUUACCAGGUGUUGUGAUGAUUCCGGGUUGCCAGGUGUUGUGAUGAUUCCGGGUUACCAGGUGUUGUGACGAUUUCGGGUUGCCAGGUGUUGUGAUGAUUCCGGGUUGCCAGGUGUUGUGAUGAUUCCGGGUUGCCAGGUGUUGUGAUGAUUCCGGGUUACCAGGUGUUGUGAUGAUUCCGGGUUGCCAGGUGUUGUGAUGAUUCCGGGUUGCCAGGUGUUGUGAUGAUUCCGGGUUGCCAGGUGUUGUGAUGAUUCCGGGUUACCAGGUGUUGUGAUGAUUCCGGGUUGCCAGGUGUUGUGAUGAUUCUUUCCUGAAAAGACUAACUAACCCUCGCCCUGUUCUAUACUGUAUGUAAUUGUCACCUGAACUUAAUUCUAUAUUCCUGCAUCAUUUAACCCUUAAAAUAUUAAGGAAAGCAGACUAUCUGUGUAAGGACACUAAAUAUGGUUGUGUUUUGGUUCCUGAACGUGUGACAAUACAAAUCUAUGUGUGUUAUGUUUUUUCUCUUGAUGUUAAGUAACUCUGACCCCUUUCUGUGGUUGGUGUGACUGGUGGUUUAUGAUUUAGAUUAUUCAUCCUUCAGAAUAACUCACAACUUAUUUUUUUGUAUGCAGUGCGGAGCAAUGAUUAUUGGAAGAUAGGUGAAACUGUCAACUCAGAAAUGUUAAUAAUAUCAUAGAGACAUUGUUGUAUUCCCCUUAUGCCAUGCCCCAGUUCAGUGUGACUUCUGUGCUAUUGAAACUGACAUGACCUGCUGAAAUGAUGCCGUGACUUGUAGUGCAUGUAGGAGUGUUUGUGUACGUACGUGAGUACGUGAGUACGUGAGUGCGUGAGUGCGUGAAUCCGCGAGAGUGUGUGUGUGUGUGUGUCCUUUUCAUACAGAGAACUUUUGUCCCUCCUCGGCUGUACCUCUCAAUUGAUUUAAGUGCUAUUGUCAUUGCUUUCACUUCCUCCUGUGUGGUGAUUGGAUAAGACAGUUUUACAGGAGCCAUUCUGAUUUGAUUAAGGACUCAGGAGAGACCAAUUGUACUCAGUCAUAUUUAAAUACUUUUACGUUUUUUGCUGGUGUUAUUAUCAUUGUGUAUUUAUCGUGUAUAUUACGUGUAAUUUAACAAGCUGUGACAAGCAUAUUAUUCAUAUCCGUGUAUGUGAGUAAAUGUGUCAAGGAGCAUGCCAAAUGAAUUCCAUGUGUCGUGUAUUAUAGGAGCAAUCCUCUUUGUUGAACUCGUUAGGGUGGGGAGAGACCUUGUUCCUUCUCAUCCUAUUGGAGACCAAUAGUAAUGAACAUACCGUGUUCCUUCUCAUCCUAUUGGAGACCAAUAGUAAUGAACAUACCGUGUUCCUUCUCAUCCUAUUGGAGACCAAUAGUAAUAAACAGAUAUUUAGAAGCUCAA
This is a messenger RNA of Salvelinus fontinalis (brook trout), 4269 nucleotides long. It is a transcript of the gene bin1a, whose product is annotated as myc box-dependent-interacting protein 1. The transcript is spliced from 19 exons. Gene Ontology annotation, molecular function: phospholipid binding; tau protein binding. The record is from RefSeq and is a predicted model, not a curated record. NCBI's taxonomy places the organism in Eukaryota, Metazoa, Chordata, Actinopteri, Salmoniformes, Salmonidae. Bases 247 to 2055 code for a protein of 602 amino acids. Gene Ontology annotation, cellular component: plasma membrane; synaptic vesicle; cytoplasm.